AUGGGUACCGUAGAUACCUGCCACGUGGUGGCCGUGCCGUAUCCCGGACGCGGCCACAUCAAUCCGAUGAUGAACCUCUGUGAGCUGGUGUCCGGAAAGAGCAGUAAUAUUCUAAUUACCUUCGUACUGACAGAGGAGUGGCUCGGUUUCAUCGGCUCCGAUAAUAAGUCGGCUAACAUUCUCUUCGUCACCAUUCCGAACGUCGUGCCUUCGGAGAAAGUCCGGGGAUCCGACCCGCGGGGGUUCGCCUUGGCUGUGUGGGACAAAAUGGAAGAGCCAAUCGAACAACUCUUGGAUAAGCUUCAGUUUUCUCCGGCUCUGAUUAUUGCCGACGCUUUUCUUCCAUGGGCGGCUGAUGUGGCAGCUAGAAGGAAUAUUCCGUUGGCUUCACUCUGGCCGAUGUCGGCGUUGGUAUUUUCGGUACUUCACCAUUUUGACCUAAUCAUCCAACACGGCCACUUCCCCAUCAAUUUACCAGUAAAUGGAAAGGAUCUUAUCGACUACAUUCCCGGGCUUUCUCCUAUACAAGUAGCAGACCUUCCGUUGGCGAUGAGGUCCCCGGAAAAAGUCCCCUCAUUUCUUAAACUCAUCACCCAAGCAUUAAAGGCACAAUACCUUAUAAUGUCUUCUAUUUACAAACUCGAAACUCAAGUAAUUGAAACCCUAAAGGCGAUAAUCUCGCCUCCAAUCUUUACUCUUGGCCCUGCUACAUCAUAUUUCAAAGUGAAGAAGAGUGUACGAAGUAUUAAUGAUUUUGACUACUUGAGAUGGUUGGACAAUCAAACUCCAACUUCUGUCCUGUAUAUCGCUCUUGGUAGCUACUUGUCAAUUUCAAGCUCCCAAAUGGACGAAAUUAUAGCUGGAUUGUACGGAGGUGGAAUUCGUUUUUUAUGGGUAGCACAAGGUGAAACAUCGAGAACACAAGAUUUUUGUCGAGAAAAUGGGUUGGUUGUGCCUUGGUGUGAUCAGUUGAGUGUACUAUGCCAUCCUUCUAUUGGGGGUUUCUUGUCACACUGCGGGUGGAAUUCUAUAAAAGAAGCUGUUCUAUCGGGUGUUCCUAUUCUUACUUUCCCUAUAUUGCUGGAUCAAGUGCCGAAUGCUAAGAUGAUUGUCGAAGAUUGGCAAAUUGGAUGGAAGGUGAAAACAAUAUUCGAGGAAGAAAAUAUGAUAAAUAGAGAUGAAAUUGCACAACUUGUGCAGAGGUUUAUGAACUUGGAGACUCGGGAGAGGAAACAACUUGAGAAAAAGGUUAGAGAAAUUCAACAAGUUUGUGACACAGAAUUUGCAGAUGGUGGAUCUUUUCAAGAUAACCUAGAUGGUUUCACUAAAUCGAUUUUGCAAUACCAUCAGCAUUGA
This is a messenger RNA of Fraxinus pennsylvanica, 1356 nucleotides long. The record is from the annotation of a GenBank genome assembly. Lineage: Eukaryota; Viridiplantae; Streptophyta; Magnoliopsida; Lamiales; Oleaceae.